AUGGAAAUAACGCUCGUGGUAUCGCCCAUCACAACAAUGGGAUUAGCUGGACCAAAGGGGGUCUUUGAGGAAAGAAUAUUCUUACCAUCGAUGCCGCAGGUAGGGGAUACAGUUCAGGCAGAAGUAAUAAAACUUGAGCAAGGACGUAUGGAAUUUGGAGUAAUGUGGCAGAAUCAAGAAGUAAAAUAUUACCUUCCACAUGAACUUAAAGAUAUCGAAACCACUGGACAUGCCCUGGAAGAGCAUCGACUUUGGGUCCGAUGUGUCCGGAAUUCGAAUAUCAAUAUCGGCACCAUACCGCAAAAGUUGAAGAACUUAAAUGAGGACCUCUUGGCUAAGGAUCGAAAUAAUGAGCUCGCUUUAGCAGCAAAGUUGAAAUUUUGA
Messenger RNA from Enterobius vermicularis (human pinworm), 384 nucleotides. The record is from the annotation of a GenBank genome assembly. Lineage: Eukaryota; Metazoa; Nematoda; Chromadorea; Rhabditida; Oxyuridae.